AUGACACCAAAAAUUGUGGUUAAAGAUAUCUUCGAUUAUGGUGGGAAGACAUUGAUUUCAUUGGUCUCCGACAAUGAUACGGUAAUUGUUGCCAAUAAGAAAGGUAUGGUCAAAGUUUUGAAAGCAGACAAGCCGGAACAGGAGCCAGAAGUCAUCGAGAUUGCGCAAGGUUUAACUUCGGUACAUGGCGACACUAAUGGCACUCUUAUACUUACAAAUAUCGAAGGUAAUGCUUUUAGGUACACUAUACAAACAGGUAAAGAGCAGUUACUUACUAGAUCUUCUUUGCCGUUGCAUGAUUCUGCUAUUGUUCACUCAGGAAGAAUAACGGUAAUUGGUGGUGAUGACUUAGAGUUGUCCUUAAUAAAUUUAGAGAAUGCAGGGGACAGUUUCCAGAAGGAAACUUUUAAAGUCGACGAACAAGUGUCGCAGUUGUCAUGCAACUCUAAGACAAACAUAUUAGCAGUUUCCUUCGUUAAUGGAAAAGUGCAAUUUUUCUCAUUAAACACUGCAAUCCCAAAUAAAGUACAUGAGUUAUCGGAUUAUAUUCCAGCGGUUACAUAUGAUCUUACCUUUAAAGAUCCCUUAUUAGAAAAUAUAUUAGGCAAUGACAAAGAUGAAGAUACUGACGGAUCAGAUGAUGAGGAUGAGAAAAUAUCAGAUUCUGAAUUCUGUGAUGACAAUAGAAUUUGUACUAGAACAGCAUGGAGUCCAAGCGGUCUACUUUUUGCAUUGCCUUGUAAGGAUAAGACAAUUAAGAUGUUUAGCAUCAAGAAUUACGAGUUAGUGAAAACGCUUACCACACCUGAUAAUGUGUCAGUAUACUUUAUAGAUUUACAAUUCGAUUGUCAAUACGGUAACUACAUCGCAGCCGCAGACCUUAACAAUAAAAUUUUUGUUUGGAAAUGUGACACAGGUGAACUAAUAUACAGUAAUGCAUUUAAGAAACAACUAACUAAUAUUUCAUGGAGACUGCAAGAAGAUGGUACAAAGCUGCAAUUGAUCGCAGGCACUUGGUCAGGUUCGAUUAUCACAAUCAAAGAUCUCGCCAAAACCAGUGAAGAAGCUCAAACGGAGGGUGCAAAGAACUCAAAUUUGUUUGUUAAUUCUGAUAUUUCUGAGUCUGAAAAUGAAACUGAAGAAAAUCAAAAAGAUGGUGCUAAUAUCGACGAUUUAGAUGAUAAGGAAAAUUUAUUUACUCAAGAAGUAGACGAAGAAGAAAACACUAAACGUAAAGUCCCAUAUGAUGAUGAAGAAGACUUCAUUGAGGAUGACGACGGUGCCGGGUAUGUCAUUCCAAAUAAAAGACAUCAUUUUUCAUCUACUCAUGGCGGAAAUGCUACUCCAGUCGCAUAUUCUUCUGGUAGGCCAAAACCAUUUCAAUACACUACUAUAUCACCUGGUUCCACUCCAUUUGGCUCUUUAGAUAGAAGAUAUUUGACUAUGAAUACAGUCGGAUACGUAGUGACGGUUCGUAAUAAUGAACAAAAUAGUAUUACAAUCUCAUUUUUUGACUUGAGUAGAUUCACUGAAACUCAUUUUGAGGAUUUAUUCGGUUAUGAUAUUUGUUCGUUAAAUGAAAAUGCCACUCUAUUUGCGCAAUCUAAAUCAGGUCAAAUUCAUUACCGUCCACAUAGUGCCAUGCAUUCCAACUGGACUAAAGUAUUGCCAUUGCAGAGGGAUGAAAAAAUAACCAGUGUUGCAGCCACUAAUAAAAGAGUAUAUAUUGGUACUUCAUUUGGUUACCUAAGAACGUUUAAUAUUUUCGGUGUUCCUUUAGCCGUCGAAAAAGUCACACCAAUAGUUUCUUUAGUAGCUAAUGAAUUUAGAAUAUUUAUUGUUCAUUACUCACCUUUUAAUGGAGUCUCGUACUCGCUGUACGAACAAGGGCCACAAUCGUCAAAAUACUUCCAAAGAGAAAGUCCCUUACCUAUAUUUGUGCCUCAAUCUGGAUUAGGCUCAAGUGGAAGAAGCAAUGAUUUGUUUACUUCAUUUAAUCCAUUAGGUAUAAAAUCUAUGUUCUUCAAUAUAUAUGGUGAUCCUUGCAUUUUUGGCUCAGAUAAUUUACUGAUGGUUUUAUCUAAAUGGAGAUCAACAAUGGAGGCUAGAUGGGUACCGUUGCUAGAUGCAAAUAUAGAAAUAUGGAAGAUGUCAGGAGGUAAAGAGACAUCGGAUGUUAGUGUCUGGCCUCUGGGUUUAACGUAUGAUGUUUUAAAUUGUAUAUUAGUUAAAGGUAAAAACUUUUGGCCAGGUUUCCCAUUACCUCUACCCUCGGAACUAGGUGUCAGAGUUCCAAUAUUAGUUAAGAGUAAAGUAUUACAAGAAACCAAAAACAAGAAAAAACUUCAAUCUGAAGCAGAGGUAGCAAUGUCUGACGAUGAAACCAAAGAAACUAAUGAAGAAUUAGAAAUUCCUGUGAAUAUGGCAGCCGAAGAAGAAUAUAUUCGUUCAAAAGUGUUAUCAUCGUUAUUAUCAGAUACAUUAGAGAAUGAUGGUGAACUAUACGGUAACGAAAACGAAGUUCUCACUAGUCUUGUUGGUACUCAAGACAAAUCUUUAUUGAGAUUAUUUGCCGAUGCAUGUUCAGAACAAAACUCGGAUAAAGCAAUGUCGAUUGUAUUUGAAUUAAAACAAGACAGAGCAUUGAAUGCGGCUGUUAAGAUUUCAGAAAGAGCAGAGAUGUUGGGGUUGGUAAGAAGAAUCAAUGCCAUUAGGGAAGCUAAAUUUGAAGAACAAAUGAACAGCAUUGAAUAA
This is a messenger RNA of Tetrapisispora phaffii CBS 4417, 2754 nucleotides long. It is a transcript of the gene CTF4, whose product is annotated as chromatin-binding protein CTF4. Gene Ontology annotation, cellular component: nuclear replication fork. NCBI's taxonomy places the organism in Eukaryota, Fungi, Ascomycota, Saccharomycetes, Saccharomycetales, Saccharomycetaceae. Bases 1 to 2754 code for a protein of 917 amino acids. The record is from RefSeq and is a predicted model, not a curated record. Gene Ontology annotation, biological process: DNA-templated DNA replication; mitotic cell cycle; DNA repair. Gene Ontology annotation, molecular function: chromatin binding; protein binding. The transcript has a single exon.